AUGUUCAAAUAUUGCAUUUAUAUUAUUUUUUGCUACCUAACAAAUGUUAAUGCACAGUUCCGCUCUCAAAAUAUUGCAUUCACUACGGCAGAAAACUGUACAAGGAUUCAAUUUUUCAAUAGGAUUGAGUUGAGAUGCGAAACAUGUCCAAAUUCUACAGUACCAUCUGCUGAUCAAUUAUCCUGCAAAUGUGACAUUCAGCAAAAAGAAAUUUCAAGAAGUGGAUUCAUACCUACUUGCCAGGAUUGCCCUUCAGGCACAUUUCCAUCUCCUGACCAACUGGAAUGCUUGAAUUGUCGAAAUGGAACAUGCGAUUGUCCACAAUCGGGUGUAUUAAUAUACCGAGAUGUUGCUGGUCAUCUUUUGUCAAAUGGAGCAUUUUGUGAUUAUUGUGCUGAAGGAUUUUCAAAAAACGAUGACGGAGAGUGUAAAAAAUGUGAUUAUUCUUGUCCUGGUAAAAAAUUCACAAAUUCCGAUAAAGUUUACACAAGGAUCAAGCUACAAAACGGAGUUGAAAUGAAAUCCAACUACAUCGAAAAUCAUUUAUCAACCGAGGCAAAAUCCUGUUCUGAAAGGAAUGUUCAAAGUUGUGAAGCACUAGCAAAUAUAUGUGUACUACAAAACUUUGAGGCUGGAUUCUCUUUGAAUGCUUGCGGACUUUUGGAAAAUAUCAAAAGGUCUUUCAAUCCAUGGCAAAAUGCUUGGGAUGCUCUGGCAAAUACAGAUGAUUCAGAACUGGAAAAAGAGAAUGUGAUAGAUCAUCAGUACUUGUUCAAAGAUGAUUCUCGUUUUGAACUUUUCUUUGCGAGAUAUGAUGUAAAUGGGACAUUUGAUGGUUUCUUCACAUCAGAAACGAUUCCUUUAUUGCUCUGUGGAGAUUUUCUGGACCCGUUUGCUCCAUUUGUUUUCGGAAGAAGAUUCUACAAAGAGUGCAAAAUAAGAAAGGAAGCGUACAGCGAUAGCUUCUUAGAAAGAAAACUUUUCGAAGUCUAUCUGAAGUUCACUGAUGAACAAGGGAGACCCAAGUUGUAUCCAAUGCAUGUUCUGAAUAGUGCCAUUCGAGUCAAUGGACAAUUGCCCAACUUUGCAAACAAAGAUCGAAAUCGGUGGAUUCUUACUCGCAGAUUCUAUUUGGUGGAUGACUACACUUUACAAUUCGAUAACUCAACGAGACUUUUGAGAUUCGCGGCAAAGAUUGGAAUUAAUGUGGUUCUCCAGAGAGACAGAGAUGGUUAUAUAAAUCCACCAUAUUUGACGAUUGAGUAUGAUGACACAACAGAAGAGAAUCUAGAAAACUCUCUUGAAGUAAUGUACCACAAAGAUCCGUCUGGAUAUGAUCAGAAGCUGACGAUUUGUUUGUCGAUAGUAGUCCCACUAUCUUUAUUUUGGUCUGCUCUAUGCUCAUACAGUUGGGGACGGAGACAAGGGAAACCAUCUGCUGUGGAUGCGUCCUCCAUUCUCUAUUUCUUCGUUUGUGAAGUUUCCGUUCUUGGAGAUGUAUUCUUCAUUAUAUUUGGAUUGAUUGCUUUCUGGAUCACUUUUGCGUACAAAUCUCAGACUUAUGCUUCAUACAACAUGCUUAGUGAAGACCAGGAAAGAUCUCUGUUCCAUUAUAUCAUCUCUGCACUUGUUCUCAAGUUUUUCGGGUUGCUGUUCACAAUGGGAGCUUUAGUUUUUCAAGAAACGUUCUUCAUUGAUUGGGAGAGACAAAAACUCAAACAGACUGAUGAGCAUGGGAUGCCUCUGUCACGAGAUCUGAACAAAUCAACAGAAGCAGAGCCUGUUGUUGUGUGGAGAACAUAUCUGAUUGCAAAUGAGUGGAAUGAACUACAACAAUACAGGAAAACAUCUCUGGCGCUUCAAAUUAUCAUGAUGACAUUGUUGAUGGAAUACUUUCAAAUAAAGAACUACGCAUUGGUGGAGCCUGGAUUUGAAAGAAAUAGCGCAGACUCUGCAACUACUCUCUCCAUACUUCUUAGUACGCUGGCAAUAACUGUCUCCCUUUACCUAUUUUUGGCUUUUAUCCAAGUCUUUUUACGAGUUCUGAUCGUUGAGCGCAUCGUGACUGACCCAUUUCAUAAUUUCGUUGAUCUCUGCUCAGUUUCUAACAUCAGUGUACUUUCUCUUACUCACUCUUUGUAUGGAUACUACAUUCACGGACGAUCUGUUCACGGGAAAGGAGAUGCUGGAAUGAGUGAAAUGAACGAAUUCUUGCAGAGGGAAAGGAACAACUUGUGCGGAUUUAGAGGACUGGAAACAGGGUCAGAGUUACAAACCUUUAUUGUAAACCUUCCUCAGAUGUUCCGUUCGAAGUAUGACGAAAUCUCCGCGAUUUCUAAGCAGACGACAUCUGGAGUUGUGGGACAUGAAGCUGUUACAGCCAAGAUGAAUGCCACUGUCGAAGCUCACUCCCAGAUGAACUCGUUUUUGAAAAAGUUUGUGGAUCAUUCGAUAUCAGAUAUAGAUUAUGUUGUCCGAGAUAGACCAUUUCUUGAGUCACUUCUCGACAUGGAAAUGAGUGAUACUUCAAUUACUGGAAGCUUCACUAGGUCAGAGAUAACAAAUGAAAAUGAUAAAAAAAUAGACCAUGUGGAAAUUGCCUACUCUCGAUGCUUUGUUUAUGGAAAUGAAUGGGCUUGGACUUCAUUCGAAUGUCUAGGAUUUACAGUAUUCUACAUCUGGUCUGGAUCAAUAUAUCUAGCUGGAGCAGUUGUUUAUGUGAUUUCUCAUAUUAUUCGAAUGGUUUUCGGAUAUCUGUCUACAAACCAUUUAAUCAAAACUAGUUUGGUUGAUCAGCGAUUCCUAGUUUGA
Messenger RNA from Caenorhabditis briggsae, 2811 nucleotides. It is a transcript of the gene Cbr-mks-3, whose product is annotated as Protein CBR-MKS-3. The record is from RefSeq and is a predicted model, not a curated record. Lineage: Eukaryota; Metazoa; Nematoda; Chromadorea; Rhabditida; Rhabditidae. Gene Ontology annotation, biological process: cilium assembly. The transcript is spliced from 13 exons. Bases 1 to 2811 code for a protein of 936 amino acids. Gene Ontology annotation, cellular component: ciliary transition zone; MKS complex.